AUGCCUGAAGCGAGAGACUUACGGCAGCUUUCUUCUUCGACCCGUCACCGAGAUGAGGAUGAGAGCUCUGACAUGUACGCUGCGAGCCUCCAUGGCAGUCAGCAGAUGGCUCCAGAGUCGGUUCCACGGGCGCGUCACAUGGACGAUUACGAUCUACAGUUCACAUCGAGUGCCCGGGGGACACAUUCGCUGCGCAGUGGCAGUAGUCGUAGCAACCACUCAUCUGCACGAAGCGGGAGUCGAAGCACGAAUUCCUCCUCGGGCGGGAGCCGCGUCGGCACGUAUCCUUCAGGGCGGGUUGCUCGACGGCGGGUUGUCAGGUCGGCCAAGUCGAUCCAUAACGCCAGGAUUGCUGCGAAAGCGAGAAUCAGCUUUGCGUUCGGCACCACCUUACUUAUUGCAGCGGUUAUAUACUUGGUGCUGGCAUUUACGCGAACUGCCAGGGGGAUCAUGUUCCACGUGCUUUCCAUUCUGUUCAUCCUCACCUUGGCCGGGGUGUUUUUCCACCAGUUCCUCAGUAUGUUGAUGCUGAAAAGAGACGCGGGAAAACGCCGAAGAAACGGAACUCUGCAAUCUUCGACACACCGACAGAGACGACGGCGAGGAGAAGGGUCGACCUUAGAGACCGCCGCAGAUUUGCAUGACAUGCCGCCGGAGAAACCGAUUCAGAUCCAUAUGGGGGGAUAUGAUGAUGACGGCCCUGGUCCUGAUCUGGAGGCAGGAACUGGAAAUCCCCCGACAUUUCUUAACAAGCCGCCUCCUACAUACGGCAAUACGCGGACAAGCAUGAGAAUCAAUCCGAACUUCGUGUAUACCAAGCAGGUCGAGGUGGUGCCCUCGCCAUUGACGCCUACUUACGAUGAAGCCAUGUCCCAGGUGCAGCAUUCGGUGGGAUACCGGCCGCCAAGCUACCUCUCCGACAGCGGGGCUAGCGAAGUGAUUGCAAGCCAGCGACGAGACGUGGAUGCGGCACUGGAGAAUAUUCAUCCUCUUGAAAGGGAACGAAUGCGGACAUUGGCUGCGGAAGCUCUCGAGGGUCGGAGCGGCAGUCGGAGUCAAGAUCACACAGAGGUAUAG
This is a messenger RNA of Exophiala spinifera, 1077 nucleotides long. RefSeq lists its product as uncharacterized. The record is from RefSeq and is a predicted model, not a curated record. The transcript is spliced from 3 exons. Lineage: Eukaryota; Fungi; Ascomycota; Eurotiomycetes; Chaetothyriales; Herpotrichiellaceae. The coding region runs from base 1 to 1077 and encodes 358 amino acids.